Molecule: messenger RNA, 4259 nt
Organism: Drosophila hydei
Lineage: Eukaryota; Metazoa; Arthropoda; Insecta; Diptera; Drosophilidae
Exons: 4
Coding region: 42-4193 (1383 amino acids)
Molecular function (GO): protein binding
Source: RefSeq, a predicted model, not a curated record
CAUAGAUAUUUAACAAAAAUGUUAAGCUUAAAUGAAAUAUCAUGAAUAUUAAUAAACUUUUAUUCUGGACUCUGCUUAUGGGCAACAUCUUUUCGUGUUUUGUAUUAACAGAUCGCUGCUCUCCGGAGUAUUGCAAUUUCGCCGGAGAAUGUCAAAUAGUGAAAAACAAACCAAAUUGCAGCUGCUAUGAGGACGCAUUUCAAGGAAAAUACUGUGAGCAAGUCAAGAAUCUGUGCAAGACGACAAAAAUCAGCUGCCCCAGAAACCAGAUCUGUGUUCCCUAUGUAGGCCAGGCUGUUUGCAGCUGCCAGCCACAAAUAAGGACAUACAAAUGCAGUCUCUCUAAGCCCCUGUGCAGUUACAAUAUACGAGUGGUCUCUGGCAUGGAGGAGCCUAUUGUGUUGAGCUUUCAGCAGCUUAGCGCAGACCCCUUGGAAAUAACCAUAUCGACGCCAACAUAUAUGAUUGCCUAUUUGCCACGAUCGAAGCCUAACGGAAGUCGUUAUACAAACAAUCUAACAGCAACGCUACACGACUUGGGUAUCAGGAGACAUAUGAAGCCGCCGUACAACGAUGCGUACUAUUACGUAUUUAAGGCAAAGCAUUACACUGUGGGCGCCAAUCAAUUGACAGUGAAGAUCAAGUCCUUUGGCAAGGCAAGAACGAAAACGUUGGCAUCUUUAUCGCUAAUGGUGCACGUAGUGACGCCCAGAUUCUGCAUACCGCACGUUGUGUUCCAGCACUGCAUGGAUCCAAAUAAGCCCAGGCUAGUCGAUGUCGAACACUUUUGCAACUUACAAGGAAUUGUGGAGAAGCAUUGCAUGUCUUCCAGCCCCAGUCUGCAAGCCCAGUGGGCGGUUUACAGCUUUUUUAAUAACUCUGACAGCUAUAUCCUAGUGGACGGGAAAGAUCUGAUGCUUAAGAUACCCCGCUAUACCCUGUGGAAAGAAUCUCUACUGAGUUUCUACCCCGAUCUGUUAGUUUCAGUGGAGCUUUCAGUUAAGGAGGAGCAUGGACCCUGGGUGCAUACAAGAUGCUACUUAAAUAUGACAGCGCGAAAUGUGAUUGCUAAUAUAGCCGGAGGACAGUAUAGGGAAAUCAGUAAUCAAAGUGAGUGGCUGACGCUUGAUGGCUCCCAAAGUCGUGAGCCCGGACAAAGCGGAAGCGCCUCUCAACAACUAACAUAUACUUGGACCUUGAGGUCCAGUAGUGAGCCUAAUGAGGUAGAUAUUAGCGUUGAGAGCUCCGAUCCGAGGCUAACAGUUCCGACUAAUAUUCUGAAGGUAGACGAAGAAAACAUAAUCACCCUGAAAGUGUCAAACAAAUUUGCGAAAGCACGCACCAACAGCAUCAGCCAAGUUAUUGUAGUAGUUAGCCAUAAUGAGCUUCUCAGUGUAGAAAUAGAAUGUGUCAGGAAUUGCCAAAGGAACUUCUAUGCCGUCGAUCAAGUGUUGCACCUGCGUGCCGUAUGCCUCACUUGCACUGACUAUUGCAGUUACAAAUGGACACUGAACGGCGUUGAUGCGCAGCAGAAUAAAAAACGAUUGGUAACACGGUUGGCAGCUGGUUUGGUGGGUCAAUUGACUGUCAAACUGAGUGUCAUGGAUCAGGCGGGCAACGGGAACACCGAGUUAAAGUUGCAACAAGCGCAGCCACCACAAGGCGGCAGUUGCACAAUUCAACCAUCUACUGGCGAGGAAUGCGUUACCAAGUUUCAUAUAAGUUGCCAGAACUAUGCUUCAGCGCAUCAGGAGCCGAUCCUGUACACCUUUAGAAUGGGUCACAUUUAUGUUGAGAACAUCAACUCGGGCGAAACAUUUCUUUAUCUGAAUGGGCGAGACUUACUGACUGUUCGCAUUUGUACCUAUUACUUGGCUUGCACAGAUGUCCAGAUACCCGUUACGGUUCUUAGCCAAGAAUUCAAUGAGACCCCCAACAUAGUUGCAAUGUUAAGGGAGGGACGUAGACAAGAGGCGUUCUGCGUCUUGCACCUGCUUUCAUUUAGUCCAGAAAACAUGACUACUUUUACAGAUUCCGAUGACUCCUUCAGAAGUGAACUAUCGUUUGCAGCCUUGGAAAUGGUAAAUUCACUUGAAAUUGCGAAUAAUUCCCUUUCAACACUGAAAUCAUCGGAAAGACUGGAACUUCGAGCUGUAUCUCAUAUUAUUAAAAGAGCGGAUUUUAUUUUUAAUUUUGUUCGCGAGGAUACGGAAAUUUUAGAUCUGACUGAAGAUAUUUGCCUGGAUUUGGGCAAGCUAUUAACCUAUAUACUUACAUACUUUACGAUCUCGGAUAGGGAAAUUCUGGAACUAAAUUCGUUUCUCACGCAAGACAAAGAUUUAUUCCAUGGAGUCUCUGUCAAUUGGACACGGUUAGAUCAUAAUAUUGUAUUACGAGUAAGUACACUUGUUUCAAUUGUAAAGGGAAUCUUCUCAAUGUGGCACAAAACUGGGGAACAAUUGACUCGUUACAUUCAACCGGAGGAGCCCUUUGAUUAUGUCCUAAAUAACAUUAGCUACAGAGUGGAAAUGCAUGAUGCAUACAAGCCCAUCGAACAUGAAUCAAACAACACGUCCUGCUAUAUAACCUCAUCUCUGCAAACGAUUAAGAUACUGCGCAAGAUGCUUCAGACCAACUAUCUGCUCUUUUACACUUGGUGCUUCACGUUCGAUAUAUUCUGGUGGGUACCAAGGACUAUGUCUCCAACAAGCGCCACUAUAGCCUUCAAUAUUAUGGGCCGUAAUUCUCCCAAUAAUGAUAUAACAGCUAAAUCAAAUAAGUUGAUUUUAUUUAAAUUAGGCUUAGAGCGUCUUUCGAACACCGCAGAAUACGAGGAAUCGAAUGUGAUUUUUGACCAUGCGAUAUCUUAUAAGCUAAGAUUACAAGGUAAGGCUAAUUUGGUAGUCAAGCUUUUAAGAUCCUCAGCCGACCUGCGGGUGCUAGUUGCAAUGAAUGUUAAGCCGGUACUACGCAAUAUUUACGACCAGAGCUUCUACUUUCCAAAGGGCUUUAGAAGCAGGACAAUUAUUUUGAAUAAUCAUUGUAGAGAGGACGGCAUAGUUUACGUAUUAAUAUAUAAGGUCGCCAAAGACCCGGAACCAGCCAACUUCUCAUUGCGCUUCAGUGCCCAAAAGCUCAGUGCCUUCGAUAUAUCCAACGAAAGUCCGCGUUGGGUGAAAGUUGAAUGCAAUCUAAGGACUAUGGUACGCAAAUCUAAUUACUCGCAAUGCCAAGUGCAUUAUUUGUCGAUAUUUUCCGCCGCGGCGUAUAAGGCAGAACCGAUGUCCAUCAAACAAGUAUCCAGUAAUCUGUUCAUAGCCCCUCUUAACUUAGUUUUCGUGAUGUUUUACUGUUUGAUUAUCUUAGGCGUGAUUGUCAUAUUGUCCUGGGUCACGUUACGUGCUCGCCGUAAGAAGAAGAAUUUAAUACGUGUCAUAAGAUGGAAACGAGAUGAAGAGGACCCAAGUACGGAGAAUAUCAUUGUGCAUUUGCAAACGGGCGGACGCCUUUUAAGCUCUACAACAGCGAAUGUUAAACUCAUAUUUAUAUCAGAUCUUGGACGCUACAAGGCAGUCGUAUAUCAGAAUCCCGUAAAUCCGUAUUUGGAACUAAACACUUCUUGCAUGCUACGGCUCAGUGACACGAGAGUCCAAUUGCCCUGUCGAUUGAUAAUUAGCCAUGAUACUUCCGGCCGAUUUCCAUCGUGGUACUGUCGGUCCAUUCAAGUGGACGAUCUACGGAACAAUUUAAGCUAUACGUUCCUGCUACAUUGUUGGAUACGGCGUGGUCAAAAGGUAAUGGUCUCAUGUAAUCCGACGGAACGCAAGACUAUUUUAAAUCAGUUGCAUCGGGUAAAAGACGCCAAAGGAAGUUUGCUAUUCAUACGAAGAUUCCGAUAUUAUAUUCGGUUUUAUUUUACGGACUGGUUCAUGAUGCAACCCCUUUUUGGACCCUGGCGCUACACUGACGAGUCCCUCGACGUGUACCAACGCACCUGUAUAUGGUUAUUCAAAGCGAUUAUUACAAUAACCGUCGUAGUCUGCUUCUACAGAAAGAGUACAUUUUACAACAGCUUCAAGUUCCAGAACGACUUGACGUUAUUAGGUAUGACUGAUUUUGUACUACUCGCUUUCGGCAGUUACAUGUUGACGCUUCUUUUAACUUUCUGUUUGCAACAUACAACACAGCCAUAGAUUGAGUUAACGGAAAACAAUUGUAAUUGCUUGAUUAUGUAUGAUUUUGAAUGUCAUGAAAAUAAA